AUGCCAUCCACAUAUAAAAAAGAUAAGCCGUGGGAUACAGAUGAUAUCGACAAGUGGAAGAUCGAAGAAUUCAAAAGCACAGACAAUGCUGGUGGCACUUUCGCAGAAGAGUCCUCAUUCGCUACCCUCUUUCCCAAAUACCGAGAAAUAUAUCUCAAGCAAUCAUGGUCGAUGAUCACAAAGAGCCUAGAGAAGCAUGGUAUCGCCUGCACACUAGACUUGGUGGAGGGAAGCAUGACUGUUAAAACUACUCGAAAGACAUGGGACCCGGCGGCAAUUUUGAAGGCCCGUGAUCUGAUCAAGUUGCUCUCUCGAAGUGUGCCUGCCCCUCAAGCUGUCAAGAUCCUCGAGGAUGAAAUGGCUUGCGACAUCAUUAAAAUUCGCAACCUGGUGCGGAACAAGGAGCGUUUUGUCAAACGGCGGCAGCGCAUUCUAGGCCCCUCGGGUUCGACUCUUAAAGCUCUGGAGCUUCUUACGAAUACGUACAUUCUCGUGCAGGGAAAUACUGUCAGUUCUAUGGGUGGUUACAAGGGGUUGAAAGAAGUGCGGAGGGUCGUGGAAGACUGCAUGGCCAACAUACAUCCAAUUUAUCACAUUAAAGAGCUGAUGAUCAAGAGAGAGCUUGCGAAAGAUCCCGAGCUCGUCAACGAGAACUGGGAACGAUUUUUGCCACACUUCAAGCGAAGGACUCUGAACAAGCGUCGCAGGCCAUUCAAGAUCACGGACAAAUCCAAGAAGGUGUACACUCCCUUUCCACCACCACAAGAGAAGAGCAAGGUUGAUCUUCAGAUUGAAAGCGGAGAGUAUUUUCUUGGGAAACAUGCGAAAGACAGAGCGAGGAAGGAGGAACGACUGGAGAAGCAGAAGGAGAAAAGAGAGGAGAAGCAGAAGCAGCGUGAACAGGCUUUCAUCCCACCAAUAGAGGGCGGUGCAGGGAAAAGGAAGAGGAAGAGGAAACAGGAUGAUGGGGAAGAGCCCAGCGUGAUAGAAAAGAAACCAAAGAAGGACAAGAUGCCGACCUGA
Molecule: messenger RNA, 1023 nt
Organism: Endocarpon pusillum Z07020
Lineage: Eukaryota; Fungi; Ascomycota; Eurotiomycetes; Verrucariales; Verrucariaceae
Product: KRR1 small subunit processome component
Exons: 2
Coding region: 1-1023 (340 amino acids)
Cellular component (GO): small-subunit processome; nucleolus
Molecular function (GO): RNA binding
Source: RefSeq, a predicted model, not a curated record